Molecule: messenger RNA, 1813 nt
Organism: Phanerochaete carnosa HHB-10118-sp
Lineage: Eukaryota; Fungi; Basidiomycota; Agaricomycetes; Polyporales; Phanerochaetaceae
Exons: 4
Coding region: 634-1725 (363 amino acids)
Source: RefSeq, a predicted model, not a curated record
GAGGGGAAGAGCGAUAAGGUAAGCGAGACAUUCGGCAAGUGGAUCAAUUGUGUAGCAACAGGCGGUAGCGAAAACAGUUCGCCUUUAAUCAGACAGGGUAGCCCCGUCAUGGACAGGUAGGCAGCUCUGGGCCUUCGACAGGGUAGACGAGUCGCGGAUGUCAAGUAUCCGCAACUCAAGACUCCGAGUCGCCGUCCCUUUCUCCCACUCCAGUGUCCUGAGGCUUAUAAGGAAAUCGGAAACAUGUUUCCCGAGAGAAAUCAUGGCCAACAACGGGCCUCUGCCGGUGGGCGUACGGGACAAGAUACCGCUCGCCCGAGCCUCGCGCCCCCGACGGCAAGCAGGAGAAUUACUGGCCUGACUGUACGUCAGUUUCUUCGGCCAUGACCAUAGCGAGACUGGUCAUGCCGCAGUGGUGUAAUGAGCACCCUUCGGCCUUGUACAUGUGAAGUCCUCAGGAUCGGCCCCGGGCAUGCCAAUUUAAGUAACGCCGAGGUCCAAUGGCACUUUAUCCGGUACUAGUCGCUAAAGCCCAUCCGUCCGGGCCAAUGCUGACGAUGCAAUGAACUCGAGGAGUAUAAAAGAGUCUACGGUGCAGGCAAGUGGUCAUCAUCAGCAUCUCGCAUUACAACAAUGUCUCCCACCGCUAACAAGAAAAUCGUCCUAGUUAUCGGCGCCACUGGUGCCCAGGGCAUCGCUGUCAUAGAGGCGCUCCUCGCCGCAUCCGCAGAUGAUUCGCCAUCCCCCUAUGCCGUCCGUGCCUUGACUCGCGAUCCCAACGGCCGUCGCGCUAAAGAGCUUGAGGCCAAGGGCGUGGACAUCUUCAAAGGAUCUGUGGAAGACUUGUCCUCUGUCUUCGCUGCCCUACAAGGUGCAUGGGGUGCGUUUGUGAACACAGACUCGUUCACCAUCGGCGAGCAAAAGGAGAUUUUCCUUGGAAUGCGCAUCUUCGAGCUCGCAAAGCAGGCGAAGACCGUCCGCCACUACAUCUGGAGCAGUCUUGAUUAUGUCGGCAAGAACUCGGGAUACAAUCCGAAGUACAGAGCAGAGCACUUCGACGGCAAAGGUCGUGUCGCAGACUGGCUGAAAGCGCAGCCUUCUGUCGUCAAUGACAGCGACAUGGCUUGGAGCUGUAUCUCGACUGGCCCUUACAUGGACAUGUUGAAGCUACCCAUGCUCGGCCCUCUCUUCCGCCGUGCGGACGGAACGUUUGUCUUCGCGUUCCCUACCGACUUAGGUCACGUCCCCAUGGUAUCUCUCAAAGAUAUCGGCUUCUUUGCUCGCUACUCCUUCGACAACCGUGCUGAAGUCUCAGGCAAGGAUCUCGAAAUUGCGAGCGAGAUGGCCACGCUCGACAAUACCGUCGGGACUUUCAAGAAGGUCACCGGGCUGCCGGCCGUCGCAGUGCACCUCACUGUCGAAGAAUGGUUCCGCAACUGGAAAAACACCGAUUGGCCUCUCGCGAGGGAGCGCAAGUACGGCGACGGGUCAACGACCUGGAAGGAGAACUUUACGGCGUUCUGGAACUUGUUCCGGGACGAUAUCAUUAAGCGGGACAUGACUUGGAUUCGUAAGGUCAAUCCCGACGGACAGAACCUAGAAAAGUGGAUGCGAGAGACUAAAUACAAGGGGGAGCUAGAGCUGUCCUUGCUGAAGUCCUGGGAGGACGGGAGCCGCGUUAGUCUUGACUUGGAGCACAUUACCGCAACUCUAGGAAAGGCGUAGGUACUGUACGGUUAAACUAGCAGGUUACACAGGUGUUAGUAUUCGUAAUAAUAGCAUUCACGCUGCAGAAGUUGGACAUUGCGCCGGC